This is a messenger RNA of Perca fluviatilis (European perch), 1217 nucleotides long. RefSeq names its product DPY30 domain containing 2 (gene dydc2). Lineage: Eukaryota; Metazoa; Chordata; Actinopteri; Perciformes; Percidae. Gene Ontology annotation, cellular component: Set1C/COMPASS complex. Bases 140 to 1093 code for a protein of 317 amino acids. The transcript is spliced from 8 exons. The record is from RefSeq and is a predicted model, not a curated record.
UUAAUUUUAAACUGAAAAACUCAGUGUCAACGGUAGUAGGAACCCGUUUAAAAUGAUGACGGGAGGGGAUCAUUAAUGGCGUGACACCGUUGCCAUGGAGACACCGCUACAUCCGGACGCUCGGUGAAAAAGAUAAAAGAUGGACUCUGAGUAUAUAAAAAAACACUUGGGGAAAUGUCUGGCAGACGGACUCGCUGAAGUGGCCGAGCAGCGUCCUGUGAAUCCCAUCCAGUAUCUCGCCCACUGGCUUUACAAGUACAACUCAAACGUAGAAUACGAGACAAAGAAAAUGGCCAAUUUGGCACUGCUGGAGCAGGAGCAGGCGAAAGCCAGAGAAGAAGCGUUGCACCAGGAGAAGCUGAGGGAGGAGGAGCGAAAGAUCAGUGAGGCCUUGGAAGACUCUAAAAAAAUGUCUGAGAAGGAUGAUGCACCCACGUUAGCCACAACAGAAGCUGCUGAGGACAACAAAGAGAAACCAAACACCACUGAUCCAGGAAGCCAGCAGGGCACAGACGAAAACCAAAGUGACGCUCAGGAAAAUGACACUGAACCAGAGGUGAAGGUUACAGAUAAUGUAAGCGGACCAGAGUCCCCCGAAAUAAAACCUUUGGAGGCCCUCAACACUGAGGUCAAAGAGGAGUCCACAGAAGUGCCUGUUGAAAAAGAAGUGGAGCAGAGGAGCAAUCAAGCGGAAGAAAAAACAGAGGUGGAUCCACGUGACAAUCAUGUAGAAGAGAAAACGGCAAGCACCAAUCAAACAGAAGAGAAAGAAGUUGACCAAGAUGAGGAGAAGGUGGUUGAUGAAGCUGACACAGCUGAAUCUGAGCAGACUGAACCGAUACGCUCGACUCCCAGCCGAGAAGUUGACAACUUAAAAACAGAAGAGCUACAUGACAAACAAAGCCCUCGUUCCCCUCGAGACACAGAGAAGGAGGCAGACGGGCAACGCACAACUGAGACCACUGUUAGCUCGGCUCCUGCUGACAGCGACGCAGCAGUCGAGGAUACAGUGCCGAGCGAGACACCACAAGAGGAGCCCGAAAACACAAACAUCCAGGAGAAGGAGGAAGAAGAAGAAGCAGACCAUACGUGAUCAAGUCAUUGUUGUUUGACGAUCAAUCUUUUACACAAAUUAAAUGAUUUCAUAGCUGCAGUAUACAUGUAGUUUGAUAUGCAAAUAUAAAACGUGCAAAAAAUAAAAAAUUAUCACCAAUACA